Messenger RNA from Pecten maximus, 823 nucleotides. Its product is annotated as UDP-N-acetylglucosamine transferase subunit ALG14 homolog. Lineage: Eukaryota; Metazoa; Mollusca; Bivalvia; Pectinida; Pectinidae. Gene Ontology annotation, cellular component: UDP-N-acetylglucosamine transferase complex. The record is from RefSeq and is a predicted model, not a curated record. Gene Ontology annotation, biological process: dolichol-linked oligosaccharide biosynthetic process. Bases 13 to 651 code for a protein of 212 amino acids. The transcript has 5 exons.
CAAGUUGUAAACAUGGACAACACAUGGCUGUUGAUAGUUGUCACCGUUUUAAUUUUCAUCGUCUCUUUGAUAUACAUCGCACUGAAAAGGCCUGCUUCUUCUACUUUAUCUCCAAAGAAAGCCUCUGUGCUGGUUAUUGUUGGUUCUGGAGGUCACACUAAGGAAAUUCUGACACUGAUGAGUGGUUUGGGCGAGCAUUAUACUCCCAGGUACUAUGUAAUGGCUACCACUGACAACAUGAGUGAGGGAAAGGUUCAUGACUUUGAAACCAAAAAGAGCCAGGGCAAUUCAAAAAAUUAUGAAAUCCACAAGAUUCCACGUAGUCGGGAAGUAAAACAGUCGUGGAUAACAACUGUUCUAUCCACAUUAGGUGCCACUCUGGUCUCCUUUCCACUGGUGUUUAAACUCAAUCCAAACAUUAUUCUCUGUAAUGGUCCAGGGACCUGUAUACCAAUCUGUAUAGCUGGAUUUUUCCUUAAGGUUCUAAGCCUUGGAAAGACACAGAUUAUAUAUGUAGAAAGUGUAUGUCGUGUCCAGACCCUGUCAAUGUCUGCCAGACUCCUGUACUAUAUAGCAGAUGACAUGUUUGUUCAGUGGGAGGGCCUACGGAAACGUUACCCGAGAUGUAAAUACAUCGGUCGCCUUGUGUAGUAUUUUGCUAAUGUGUAAGUUGUUUUUGACUUGGUGCUAAUUAGAAGGAGAAAAUGGACAUACAAAUGUACACAUACAUUUUUUGAAAUUGACUUCAUUUAUGUCAAUGACGAAUAUACAUUGUAUAUCAAAUGUUUUUUUAUGAUAAUAAAUAUUUAUGUCAAUGAUUCUG